This is a messenger RNA of Mercenaria mercenaria, 990 nucleotides long. RefSeq names its product oncoprotein-induced transcript 3 protein-like. Lineage: Eukaryota; Metazoa; Mollusca; Bivalvia; Venerida; Veneridae. Bases 93 to 698 code for a protein of 201 amino acids. The record is from RefSeq and is a predicted model, not a curated record. The transcript has 5 exons.
UACAUGUUAUAUUACUGUUCAUAUAUUCUCAAAUAUACGAAGUUCUAAAUAUAGAUCCUUGCAACAACUACAUAUCUGUAAAUGAUACAUCAAUGACAGUGGCUUACACAGCAAGUGAUCGUAAUAAUGUAACUUGCCAGACCCUUGCACCGUUCAGAUGGUACAGGUAUACUGGGACUGACGAGGGAUAUCUGACCAACGCUUGUCCAGAAGACUUCCAGUGUGGAAGCUAUUCACAAAUUUGGCUUAAUGAUAGUCUACCAGAUGUAAAUGAAGGUGAAACAUUAAAAAGUGUGUGUAUUCGCAAAAAGAAUUCGUGUUGUGCUGCUAAAACGACCAUAAGAGCAAAAAACUGUACAGAUUUUGUUAUAUAUUUUAUUAUUCCAGUUCCAGACUGCGCAAAUUAUUGCUAUGAGGCACCAAAGGAAGAUCCGGCUUUGUCAUCAAACAAAGAUCCUAUUUGUGAUGGCGAUGUUGAAAGUUUCCCUGCCUUGGUUUGGAUUAUCAUAAUUUCACUUGGUUUAUUACUUUUAUUAAUGGGACUCCUUGUGUUCGUUAGAGGCCGCUUGAAAAGGAAGAACAGACUGCAAACAGAAGAAGGGAAUGAAAUUAAGAAUCUUCCACCACUAUAUGAUCGUGAUCCACAAAUAAAACGCACAAGAUUUAACAGAAACAUGUUGAACAAUACAAGAAUUUAAUGACAUGAAUUGGGCUAGGAGUUAAUAAUUUUCCAAGUUCCAACAUUUUCCAAUUUCAGACUUCGUUUCAUCAAAAAAAAAAGUGUGAACAUUUUCUUGUCUAUCAAAUGUUUGUUGAAAAUGUACAUGUAACUCCCGUAUACUGUACUUUUCAUCUAAACAUUCCACUAUAAGAUGCUAUAUAACGCUUCACUUAAAUCUUCAAAGCUUUGUAUUUUUCACAUUAUCAUUUCAAGUAUAUCACACACCUAUACAUUUUUAGAAAUAUCUUUAAUACCUCAAAACAGAUAGA